Molecule: messenger RNA, 1011 nt
Organism: Salvia hispanica
Lineage: Eukaryota; Viridiplantae; Streptophyta; Magnoliopsida; Lamiales; Lamiaceae
Product: tropinone reductase homolog At5g06060-like
Molecular function (GO): oxidoreductase activity
Source: RefSeq, a predicted model, not a curated record
UCAAAUUAUGAAAUUCAUCAAUUCAGAAUCAGUCAAAUUUGUGGAGUGAAGGUUAGGGCAAAAUAGAUAACGGAAGGAGACAAUCCGAUGGCCGGAAGCAGCAAUUCGCGGUGGUCUUUGGCCGGCAUGACUGCUCUUGUCACCGGCGGCACUCGCGGAAUCGGGUUUGCUACUGUGGAAGAGCUGGCGGAAAUGGGCGCCACUGUGUAUACGUGUUCGAGAAAUGAGGAAGAGCUGAAUCAGCGUUUGCAGGAGUGGAGUUCGAAGGGGUUUAAUGUCAGUGGCUCUGUGUGCGAUGCUUCUUCUAGAGAACAGAGAUCGCAGCUCAUGAUUAAAGUUUCCUCUCUUUUCAGCGGCAAGCUUGACAUUUUGGUAAAUAAUGUGGGGAUGAAUAUUAGGAAGCCAACUGUUGAUUACACUGCUGAAGAAUACUCUAGAAUCAUGACUACAAACUUUGAUUCUGCUUACCACCUAUGUCAAGUGGCUCAUCCUCUACUUAAAGACAGUGGAAAAGGCAGCAUUGUGUUUAUUUCUUCUGUUGCUGGUUUGGUGCACCUAUAUUCUGGAUCGAUCUAUGGAGCUACGAAAGGAGCAAUGAAUCAACUUACUAAAAAUUUGGCUUGUGAGUGGGCAAAAGAUAACAUUCGGGUGAACUCUGUUGCUCCAUGGUAUAUCAAGACCUCUCUUGUGAAACAUUUACUGGACAAUGAAGAGUUCUUGGACAAAGUAGUAUCUCGAACGCCUCUCAAGCGUCCUGGAGAACCGCAAGAAGUGUCGUCGUUAGUGGCCUUUCUUUGCCUGCCUGCUGCUUCCUACAUUACAGGACAAAUUGUGUGUGUAGAUGGAGGAUUCACUGUGAAUGCAUUUCCUUUCUCUCUCUCAAAUCCUUAACCUUUAGUACUCUUUCUGCUUUUGUUGUCUUCAACUCAAUGUUUCUGGGCAUGUUCAUUGCUCCCUUUGCUUAAUAACUAUACAUUUAAGCCCAGAUUCUUGGCCCAUAUUUAUAUUUUA